AUGUCCUUCAGAAAUUGCUACGAUUCUACGACGUAUGGCCGAAAUCGCGAUUCAGUUAGAACCAAUUCCUCAACAGAAAGACCUACAACCGUUACAGCGAAAUAUGUCAACCCAUCCACAUCAUAUAAAUCGUCUAGUAUUCCUGUCCUCUCUAGCGAUCGCUCAGCAAGAGAGGAGACGCCUAUUUCUGCGGUUGCCAGUCGUUAUGCAAGUUACAAUAAAACAGAUAAAUCGAGUAAAUACGACAAAAAAGAUUAUAAUAAGCUCUUAGUACCUUCAGUAAACACAAACAAGAGCAGAGAUGUGAGUCCUGUGCCAGUUACUUCAAAAUAUGGUUUAAGUAGAACGUCAAGACACAUAAGUCCAGAACGAAGAACAACGAAAAGUUUGAAAGAUAAAAAAAGCGAUGUUAGCCCUGCUGAUCGUGAUAAAGACAUUCCAAGCAAGACUGAUAAGUCUAUAGGCUAUAGUAGCCUGUCAAGCUAUAAACUGUUUCCACGUGCGUCAAAUUAUAGUCGACCUGCAACUCGUACAGAAACCAAACCUGAAAUCACUGUUAAUAGAUACGCAAUUGCGAGCCGAUUAUCGACAAAUUAUUUAAAAAGCCCUAUGUCAAUUAAAAGAACUACUGUAAGUACGAUUAAUGCGACUAAAAAAGAAGCCGAAAAACAUAUCACGGAAGCCUUACAAAACGAAAAAGAAACUCAAUAUGAAAAUAAAACGGAAUCAAAGGAAAAUGAUAUUGAUAACAGUGAAAAUAACGAAGAUGAUAUCGAAACUAUUAAUGUCGUCACUCGACACACAUCCCCAACACCUCCAGGAUCAUCUGCUUAUGUUAGAAAUAGAAGAGCAGAUUUAGCUAAAACAAUUGAAAAAACAAUAACUCGUUUGCGGAAGAGACCAGAAAUGUUACACAAAGAAAUACAAUCUGAUAGAUUAGAUGAUCCAACAAGAUCGAGUAGAUUUGGGAGCACAAGUAGAUCAAGUUUAACUAACUGGUCAUAUUAUUCUCCAACUUCACAUAACUAUACAGGAUACGCAGGUAGAUAUUCCACACAAUAUUCCAAUGUGCGUGAAACUGCGUCCGUGAAUAAUUAUAAUGAUAAAAAUACUCGCAAUAAUAACACAGAGUCUUUACCCCAAGAAAAUUCAAACUAUUCUUUACAAUUAGACAAAAAUCAAGAUAAAGAGAAAAUAAGUACAAUUGAUAAUCAUAAAUUUGAUUCUAAUGAUAUAGUUUGUGAACAAAAGAAAGACGACGAUACGUCAGAAAUAAUAAUUAAUGUCAAUUUAAAACUAAAAAAGUCUAAAAGCCCUGUAGUAUCAACUGAAAUUGUCUCACCUGAAAUAACUAUAACAAAUAGCCAAUUACCACCACAAGCACCUAAAUCAGAUGGACUGAAUAAAAUAAAAAAGACUAAAUCACGUAAAUCAAGCACAGACUCACUGUCCGACUCAAGUUCAAAGAAAAAAGUAGUUAAAAAAAGAAGUAAAUCAGUAAGUUCUACUGACUCUGAGCAGUGUAAUGAUAAGACAAUUAAGAACAAAGAAUCUCGACCGAGUUCACCGGUUAAUCAGUAUUUACAAAAUGGACCUUCAAAAUUGACACAUUUAAAGACUAGAGAAAGUAAUAGUCCGGAAUCCAGUAUAACGUUAUCAACUCAAUCAUCGAUAAGUGAAGAUGAAAGUAAUCAAAAAUUGAAAACUAACGAUAUUAUUCAGCAUUUAGUAGAAGACGGAAUAACUAAACAAGCAUCACCUGUUAGAACAUCAAAAACUGAGAGUGGUACUGAAGAAGCUAAAUCAUUUUUAAUAAGAGCUUUGGCUCCUGUUACUAAUCUUUUUAAAUUAAGACACCAAGAUUCUUUUGAUAAUUCAAGGCGAGUAGAAAAUUCUACCACAGAUUUUGCAACUACAGACGUAUCUGGUUUUAUAACAGAAAAUGAAAAAUCAUCGAAGAGUAAAAAUAACACUGACAACAUUGUAGCAUCAAAUGAUGAUAAUUUAGUAAAGUUAAAAUCCAUUCGACCAAUUGAAUCCGGUGAUAAAAUAUGGCAGGUGGAAUCAGAUACUGGUAAAAAGCAUAUUAAGCAAAACGGUGAUAAACCCCGUCGUACAGAAUCUAGUAAUGACCUAAGAUGCGAAAAUCAGGCAUCCCAAAUAAAUACAAUCGAUGGUUUAGAGUCUAUGAAACCAUUAAAAAAAUACAUGUUGUGUGACGACGAAAAACCGUGGUGGUUGGAUAGUUGUGCUAAUAUACCAGAAGGUAUAGAACGUUUAACACCUCCUAGAAAGUCAUCAAGUGAUAGUGACAAAAGUGAAAAAUCUAACUAUCUGAAAGUAAGACACACUGAAUCUGGUGAACAAAAAGACAGGCGACUAAAUAAUAGCGAAAGUUCAUCAAAUAUUACUAAACGUGAUACAAAUAACUUAAGCAGGUCCAGUUCAGAAGUAAGAAGUUUUCCAUUAAGGCGAAUACGACAUAUAGAAUCAGGGGAACGUCCAUGGUGGUUAUCUAGUGAUAAAAACAUUCCAGAAGGUAUCGAAAAGCUACCAACACCUCCACCACAGCAAGAAAGCGAUACUUCAGACUCUGAGGAGAUACAUGUGUAUGUUCCUUUAUCACAGAUACCUCCAUUUCCACUUCAUUUACCCGAUGAUGAGCCGUUAGGUGAUAGAAGAAGCCCGGAGGGCUUAGAAAAUCCAAAUAAAAAUGAAAUCUAUCGGGGUCGCAGUUCACCCUACGAAAAUAACCGCAAUUACUGCAGAAAUUCAAUUCAAGAACCAUACCGGAAGGGAGCUGAUAAGUAUAUAUCACGAUAUACUGAUAUUGAUGACAUUCUAGGUACCUCUGGUCAAAUAUACAGCCCUUUUAUGGACUCUAUAUUAGCAAAAAGGACUGGACAAAUAUCUUUCGAUGAUGAUGACUGCGAAGAAAUAGACCCGACUCAAGUUCGCAUCCACGAUAGUACUCCACAGCGACCCGUUAUUAAAAAGCUGCCAUGCAGAAGUGAUAUAGUUGACUGUCGAGACGAGGAUCAGCUGGAUGACGUCACGCUGCAGGUGUUCAAGGACGGCGACUACGGCGCAUAUUUAGACCUAGACUCAACACUCGGCGAACAGGAUGAAGAACUGGAAGGAUUACAAGAGAACAGGAAAAAUGCUCUCGUUUUGCGGACGCAGCUUUCAGUUAGAGUUCAUGCAAUCAUUGAGAGGUUGCUGCAUUCGCAGGGCCGUGAACUCCGUAGGGCAUUAUUUACCCUUAAACAAAUUCUGCAGUCCGACAAAGAUCUCGUCCAUGAAUUUGUUGCAAAUAAGGGUUUGGAUUGUCUAAUGCAGGUCGCCAGUGUGGCCGAUCAUAAUUAUCUCGAUUACAUUUUGAGAGCCCUUGGUCAGAUUCUUCUCUAUGUUGAUGGUAUGCACGGCGUAAUGACACAUAAACGAUGCAUCCAGUGGCUAUAUUCUUUAAUAUCCAGCAAAUUUCGUCAUGUUGUCAAAACUGCCCUCAAACUGCUUCUAGUAUUCGUUGAAUAUACAGAAAAGAAUUGUCUACUUCUAAUAGAUGCUAUUAAUGUAAUUGAUAACACCAACGGCAGGCAACCAUGGUACAAUGUUAUGAAAAUUCUUCAAGAUUUCGAUGCCUCAGACACUGAAUUACUCAUAUAUGCGACUACAUUGAUAAAUAGAUGUCUCAAUAACGUUCCCGAUAGAGAUACAUAUUACGAUCAGGUUGACGCCCUACAGGAUCAGGGAAUGGACGACAUAAUUCAAUUGUAUAUGUCGAAACAAGGCACAGACUUAGACCUUCUCAGACAACUGCAAAUAUUUGAAGCCGUUCUUCUUUAUGAAGAUGGAGAUGAAACCGGCACCGCACUUAAACAACUAGAUGAUUCAGUAAUUACUUCAGUAAGGCGGAGAAGUCUUAAUCUUAGUACAUCUGACAGACGGAAGUCUAAAAAACAACAAAUCAGGGAAAAAGCCAAAUCACCAGUCAUCCAUCAUGUGGAGCCUGAUACUAAAUUAGCCAAUAACAUCCGUUCAUCAUACCUACCAACAAUUAUUGAUAACAAAGAGAACAAAGAACUAAGUUCAGCCCUUAAAAGAAGAAGAGACAGAUAUGCAAGACAAGCACAUCACAUUAUACAACAGCAGGAAUUAAUGAAUAACUCUGGUGAUAUCUAUAACGGUCUCUUCAGUAACAUAAACAGAGAUUAUAAAAGUACAAAUGGAACAUAUACCACUCCUACCGCAAAUUUCACAAACUCUGUUGCAUCUUACCCGAACUCUAAUGCAUAUACAAACAGCAACGGCGCACUAAACGGCCAAAUACAUUACAAUAGCAAUGGAACUAAUGGACAUUUGGAUGAAGAAAACUCUUUUAUAAACAGAGCACCAAGGAGCCUAAACUUACCAGAUGUACUGAAAAAUGGCAACCAAAGAUACACUACUGGACUUAAACAAAGAAUUCAUAAUGGGACACUAGGUCACUCUGUUACCACCGUUGAUACAUACGCUGUAAUACGACAAAAACAAAUAGAUGCAUCACCUGAAGUAAAAGAAGACAGGGGAAUAAUAAUCAAUAGAGAACAUAGUAUUAAAGAUAUCGCACAAAUGCUUACAAGGCCAGCGAGUCCAACCGCAGAUGAUAAACAACUACGAGUAGCUGAUAUGGCAGGGAUCGUUUUAAAAGCCAAAGAAGAAUUAGCUAAAUCGCAAUCAAAAGAAAUUGUUAAAAGUCCGAGCAUUGAAAAGAGUCCCAAAAUACAUGAAAUAAAAGUGUCAGAAAAUGAUCUACAUUGGGAGGAGUUAAAAAAAGGUGGUCUUAAUAGAGAAUUUCAUCUAUGUGAUCUAGACUUUUCGGAUUUGAGACAGGACUCUGAUGAUGACAUGAUAUCUCCAUCUAUUUGUUCAAUGAAUGGGCCACCACCUCCUCCCCCAAAUAUGUUCCCAUCUCUAGGAAUACCACCACCAUUACCUGGUUCAUUACCACCAAUGAACAAGCAUACUAUUCCGCAUCCACCAAGAUCAUUGUCGUUAGAUUUAUCACAGGAAUGUGAUAAUAGUACUAUUAAGAAAAAUAAGAAAACGGUAAAGCUAUUCUGGCGAGAAAUUCAAGAAAAUCCAGUUCCUGUUACAAUAAGGUCGAAAGUUGGUGGUUUCAUUUGGGAUGAACUUCCGGAAAUAAAUUUAGAUACGGCAAUGUUGGAACAUCUCUUCGAAUCAAGAACCAAUGAUUUAAUAAUUAAGAAAUUAAUGGAGCCAAAGAGAAAUCUCAUAUUAGACGCUAAGCGUUCAAACGCAAUUAAUAUAGCCAUGAAAAAAUUACCAACGCCACAGACGAUCAAGGCUGCGAUCAUGAAAAUGGACGCAACAGUUAUAGGAAGAGAAGGUAUAGAGAAACUCCUAACAAUGCUCCCGACAGAAGAAGAGAAAGUAAAGAUUCAAGAAGCACAGUACGCAAACCCCGAUUUGCCUCUCGGAAGCGCUGAACAGUUUCUACUUACCUUAGCAUCAAUUAAUGAAUUAUCUUCAAGACUAAAGCUUUGGGUCUUUAAGCUCGACUUUGAUAAUUUAGAGAAAGAGAUUGCUGAACCACUCAUGGACCUAAAGCAAGGGAUAGAACUAUUGAAAGCGAAUAAAACAUUCAAAGUGAUACUGUCGACGUUAAGGUCUGUAGGGAGUUUCCUUAACGGGAGCCAAGUAAAAGGUUUCCGCUUGGAGUACUUGUCCAAAGUAAUGGAAGUCAAGGACACAGUGCACAAACAUCCUCUGUUGUACCACAUUUGCGAAAUGAUCAUAGAGAAGUUUCCUGACAGCACCGACUUUUUUAGCGAGGUGGGACCAGUGAUCAGAGCGUCAAAAGUAGACUUCGACAUAUUGAACUCAAACUUGCAGAAAUUAGAAUCGGACUGCAAAGCAUCGUGGGAUCACAUGAAACGUGUCGCCAAACACGACGGCUCGCAGAUUUUCAAAACAAAGAUCAACGAGUUCUUGACGGACGCUGCCGAGAGAAUCAUACUGUUGGGGGUAAUUAAGAAGAGGGUAAUGAGCAGGUACAAUAAAUUCUUGCUCUUCCUUGGUGUUCCUCCCGGAGACAUAUCGAAGACCAAACCAUCAGAGUUCCUCAAGGUGAUAGCGGAGUUCGCACUGGAGUAUCGAACCACGAGAGAAAGGGUACUUCAGCAAUUGGAAAAGCGAGCAAACCACAGAGAGAGGAACAAGACUAGGGGCAAAAUGAUUAUUGAUGUUGGUAACUACUCCAACAAAAAUGGGGACCAUGUAGCAGAUACUGCACUGAAGGAACUGCUCAAAACCGAUCCGGAGACGGACAGCUUGACUGAAGGAAGGCGAAAGUCGCAACCGACCAGCUUAAAGAAGAAUCUCAUUAACGGCGACAUGACAGCGGACGAUGAGAUAAUAGAAAGUCUAGUAAGAUCGGCCACUUCGAAAAGGAGACCCGUGCCACGAGAAAGGAGAAGAAAUAGGAUCUCAUCCGACAAGAAAUAUUUUAACAGAACUCUAGAUGGACAUCAAUCUUGGCCCGGCCGAGAGAGUAGUCCCGGGUCUACAACAAACAUCCUGCAUAGAUAG
Molecule: messenger RNA, 6591 nt
Organism: Parnassius apollo (apollo)
Lineage: Eukaryota; Metazoa; Arthropoda; Insecta; Lepidoptera; Papilionidae
Source: the annotation of a GenBank genome assembly